GGCGCGGCCGGGAUGGCGAAGAGCCCCGGAGAGAACGGGCCGCGCGUGGCGGUGCCCGCGGCGGCUGCUGGCGGGGAGAGCCUGUCGGGCACCCGGGAGAGCCUGGCGCCCGGUCCGGACGCCGCCGCCGCCGCGGACGAGCUCAGCUCCCUGGGCUCCGACUCGGAGGCCAACGGCUUCGCCGAGCGCCGCAUCGACAAGUUCGGCUUCCUCGUGGGCUCGCAGGGGGCGGAAGGCUCGCUGGAGGAAGUCCCCCUGGAGGUGCUGCGUCAGAGGGAGUCCAAGUGGCUGGAUAUGCUCAACAACUGGGACAAAUGGAUGGCCAAGAAACACAAAAAGAUUCGUUUACGGUGCCAAAAGGGUAUUCCACCUUCCUUGCGGGGCCGUGCUUGGCAGUACCUGUCAGGAGGCAAGGUGAAGCUGCAUCAGAACCCUGGAAAGUUUGAUGAGCUGGACAUGUCACCGGGGGACCCCAAGUGGCUGGAUGUGAUAGAACGUGACUUACACCGGCAGUUUCCAUUUCAUGAGAUGUUUGUGUCCCGGGGAGGCCAUGGGCAGCAGGACCUCUUCCGUGUGCUGAAGGCCUACACAUUGUACCGACCCGAUGAGGGCUACUGCCAGGCCCAGGCCCCCAUUGCUGCUGUCCUGCUCAUGCACAUGCCUGCUGAGCAAGCCUUUUGGUGCCUGGUGCAGAUCUGUGAGAAGUACCUGCCUGGCUACUACAGUGAGAAACUGGAGGCAAUCCAGCUAGACGGGGAGAUCCUAUUCUCGCUACUGCAGAAGGUGUCGCCUGUGGCCCACAAGCACCUGAGCCGGCAGAAGAUUGACCCGCUGCUCUACAUGACAGAGUGGUUCAUGUGUGCCUUCGCCCGCACCCUGCCAUGGAGCUCUGUGCUGCGUGUCUGGGACAUGUUCUUCUGUGAAGGAGUCAAGAUCAUCUUCCGAGUGGGGCUAGUGUUGCUCAAGCACGCGCUUGGCUCUCCUGAGAAGCUCAAAGCCUGCCAGGGCCAGUAUGAGACUAUCGAGCGACUGAAGAGCCUCAGUCCGAAGAUCAUGCAGGAAGCCUUCCUAGUCCAGGAGGUGGUAGAGUUGCCACUGACAGAGCGCCAGAUUGAGCGUGAGCACCUCAUCCAGCUGCGACGCUGGCAGGAGACCCGGGGAGAGCUGCAGUGCCACUCCCCACCUAGGCUGCACGGUGCCAAGGCUAUCCUGGAUGCAGAGCCAGGUCCCCGGCCCUCCCUGCAGCCUUCACCAUCCAUCCGCUUGCUCCCUGAUGCCCCCCUACCUAACUCCAAAGGCAAACCCAAGCAGCCCAAGCACGUCCACAAGGAGCAGCAGAAACCGGUGAAAGCAAAUGAAAAGCCAGACAAGACCCUUACCCCAAGUCAAGUCAAGGUGGCAGCUGCUGCAGGAGAUGCAAAUGCCCCACAGGACAUGUCAUCAGACCACUCUGUCCACCAGGACCCAGCUCCCCAGGACUCCGCUUCACAGGACCCAGCCCAUCACCGCUCCCAAGAAAGCCUGACCUCACAGGAGAGUGAGGACACCUACUUGUAACCCAGGCCUGGUCAGGACUCUCCACAGGGUCCCUACACCUAUUCCUUUUAUGAACGAACACUCCAAAGCCUGCUGGACCACAGGGUCUGGCUGGCCCAGCACAGAUUCUGCCUGAGACUCCUUAUUUAUUUUCUCCAGAGUGGAGCUCAGGGUGAGCCCAGUUAGGACUGGCAGUACGGGCCAAUGAGUGGGGCCUUACUCAGCCCU
This is a messenger RNA of Suncus etruscus (white-toothed pygmy shrew), 1764 nucleotides long. RefSeq names its product TBC1 domain family member 10A (gene TBC1D10A). Bases 13 to 1557 code for a protein of 514 amino acids. Lineage: Eukaryota; Metazoa; Chordata; Mammalia; Eulipotyphla; Soricidae. The transcript is spliced from 9 exons. The record is from RefSeq and is a predicted model, not a curated record.